This is a messenger RNA of Octopus bimaculoides (California two-spot octopus), 2125 nucleotides long. Its product is annotated as guanylate cyclase soluble subunit beta-1. Gene Ontology annotation, molecular function: heme binding; guanylate cyclase activity. Gene Ontology annotation, biological process: response to oxygen levels; cGMP biosynthetic process. The record is from RefSeq and is a predicted model, not a curated record. NCBI's taxonomy places the organism in Eukaryota, Metazoa, Mollusca, Cephalopoda, Octopoda, Octopodidae. Gene Ontology annotation, cellular component: guanylate cyclase complex, soluble.
GAUGGAUGGAUGGAUGGAUGGAAGUAUAUGUAUAAAUCUGUAUUUAUACGUGUUUGUAUUCGUUUUCUUUCCCAAUAGGAAAGCCGCCGACUUAAGUAUGGAUGGUCACUUCCUGGUGCGAUAUGUCUACGACGACUCCAUUUCCUACGAUUUGGUUGGUGCCGCUUCGAAAGUUCUAAAACUUCCGGCUAGUGACAUCUUAGAAUUGUUUGGAGAAAUGUUUUUUGCCUUCUGUCAAGAAUCUGGUUACGAUAAAAUUCUGCAAGUCCUUGGAGGUACCACAAAAGACUUCUUGCAGAACUUAGAUGCACUACACGACCAUCUAGCCAGCAUUUACCCAGGCAUGCGCGCUCCUUCUUUCAGAUGUUCAGAAAGAGCGGAAGAUGGAGCAACGAUCAUACACGCAUAUAUGAAAUGUACAUAUAUAAAUGUAUAUAUGAGACAUGAAUCUACUUAUGCUUAUAUUUUCAAUGAAUGCACACAGGUGAAUGUUGAAGUGAUAAAAACGAAAGGUGAAGAUUCAGACCAUGUCCAGUUCGCCAUUAUUGAACUGGAGGGAGGUGAGCAAAAGACCAGUACUGAAAUGGAUGUCAAUGAAAAUACUCUGUCUACAGAACCGAAAAUCAGUCCCAUAACGUUUUGUCGGGCAUUUCCUUUUCACGUUAUGUUUGACCAGAAGUUGGUGAUAUGCCAAACUGGAAAUUCCAUUUCGCGAGUGAUUCCGGAAGUUGUAGAGAAGAGAUUGAAAAUCAAUGAAAUAUUCGAAAUGAUUCGACCACACAUGGGUCUCAGCUUCGAGAACAUUCUUGCACAUAUCAACACCGUAUUUGUUUUCCGCUCCAAGAAGAUUUUGAUAAACGGAGGAGGGGAACAUACGAUCGAGAACGAUAGCUGUUCGAUCUAUCAACACGAAUCUUCCAGAUUAAGAUUAAAAGGGCAAAUGAUUUACGUACCGGAAUGCGAUUGUAUGAUGUUCCUGUGUUCCCCUAGUGUAAUGAACCUUGACGAUCUCAAUCGAAGAGGUUUGUUCCUCAGUGACAUCCCACUCCAUGACGCCACACGAGAUCUCGUCCUUAUGUCCGAACGCUUCGAGGCAGAAUAUAAAUUGACGCAAAAGCUGGAAGUCCUUACCGAGAAGCUCCAACAAGCGCACAGAGAACUUGAGGACGAGAAACGGAAGACUGACCAGUUAAUGUAUUCGAUCCUCCCGCCUUCCGUUGCCAAUAAACUGCGACACAACAAACCGGUCGAUGCCCUGAAAUAUGAAGACGUUACGAUUAUGUUUAGCGGAAUUGAUGGAUUUAGUAAAUUCUGCGCCGAAAACUCCGAUGCACGCGGUGCUAUGAAAAUUGUGAAAUACCUCAACGAUAUCUACACCAGGUUUGAUGUCCUCCUCGAUCCAAUAGUCAACCCGGACGUGUAUAAAGUGGAAACGGUCGGGGAGAAGUACAUGGCUGUGAGCGGUUUGCCAGAGUUGUGUGAGACCCAUGCGAAAUGUAUAGCACACCUUGCUCUCGAUCUCAUGGACAUAUCACAUGAGCUCUCAGACCCAUGUGGUAACCCGAUGGUGAUUACAAUCGGGAUACACACCGGUGAAGUUGUGACUGGCGUCAUCGGCAAAAGGAUGCCCCGUUAUUGUCUCUUUGGAAACACGGUGAACCUGGCCAGUAGGACUGAAACUACAGGAGUAAAAGGAAGAAUCAACAUUUCUAAUUCAACUUACAAGUGUCUGCAGCAACCCGAAUGCAUCGACGAGAGCCUCAGUUUUGAGUACCGUGGUGAAAUCACGAUGAAAGGAAAGAAGGAACCGAUGCCUUGUUGGUUUUUGUCGCGAAGACCCGUUGGACAGCUUGAGACAUCGUUCGUUGUGGACCUAUAAGACAUUCAAUUCAACUAUAAACAUACAUACAUACAUACAUUCAUACAUGCAUACAUAUACCUGUGUAUGCGUGUGUGUUGUAUAUAUAUGUAUGUAUGUAUGUAUGUAUGUAUGUAUGUAUAAAAUGUGCAUAAAUCUGGCUGCCGUCAAAAUAUCCCGGUUUCUUAAAAUUAAGACUAUAUUUGUUGAGAUCGCAUACUGGUUAAGCCAGCCCCUAGUAUAUGGUUCCAAAGAACAUAUAUAUAU